Molecule: messenger RNA, 1337 nt
Organism: Nymphaea colorata (pocket water lily)
Lineage: Eukaryota; Viridiplantae; Streptophyta; Magnoliopsida; Nymphaeales; Nymphaeaceae
Product: protein ELC-like
Exons: 1
Coding region: 258-1307 (349 amino acids)
Biological process (GO): protein transport; protein modification process; endosome to lysosome transport
Cellular component (GO): ESCRT I complex
Molecular function (GO): ubiquitin binding
Source: RefSeq, a predicted model, not a curated record
AGGACGCGUUCCUUCGCCGGCAAGGAAUCGAAUCGAAUCCGUUCCAGAAAGCGGCCCCGCCUCCCCUACCCGACCCUCAACCCUUUCUUCUCCUGCAGGGAAACUCGAAGGAGUCCUGGAAGCUUCUCUUUCUUCAAUUUGCUUCCAGCACCGGCCGCACCGCCAUCCCGAUCUCGAUCAACAGGUCAAAACCAUCGCCACCACCACCACCAUCGAUUGAUUGUCUGCGAGGAAGCCGGGUUGCCUUGGAUCCGACCAUGUACGGCUCUAACUCAAGCCACCUCACGGUUCAGUUCCUAAACGGCGUCCUGUCGCAGCGCGGCCCUUCCUCCCUGCCAUACAGCGAGGACCUGAAAUGGUACAUCCGGCAACACCUCGUCAACCUGGUUCAGGAGUACCCCAGCCUCCAGGUCAAGACGGCCGUCUUCGCCCACAACGACGGCAGGACGGCCAACCUCCUUCAGGCCGAGGGCACGAUACCCAUAGCCUACCAGCGAGUCACCUACAACAUUCCGGUCGACAUCUGGCUCCUGGAGUCAUACCCUCGUCAGCCCCCCUGCGUCUUCGUGAACCCCACCAGGGACAUGAUCAUCCGCCGUGCCCACCCGCUCGUGAACCCCUCCGGCGUGGUCUCCGUUCCGUACCUCCACCAUUGGGUCUUCCCCAGUUCGAAUCUCAUCGAAUUGUCCAAGAACAUGAGCGAUCUGUUCUCUCGCGACCCUCCCCUCUAUACCAAGCAGCCUUCCGCGGCUUCAGGUCACAGGGUUCAUAGUCCUACCCGUGGAUCUUCGUCUUCUGCAGCGGCCGGACCUUCGCCGUCGCCUCCUCCUCCAGCCCCAUCUGCUUCUUCUUCAUCCUCAUCCUCUUCUUCUGUAUGGAGCCAUCAGGCCGGUGGGGGCCGCCCGGGUGCUGGUGGUGUCCUCAAUCGGCUUAUGUCGCCUUAUGGCCGCAUGAUGCCGCCGUCGCCAGGGUCGCCGCAACGGCCACCGCCCGCCACGGAAGAUCCGUCUGAAGUUUUUAAGAGGAAUGCGACCAAUAAGCUUCUGGAGAUGCUGCAUUCUGAUACUGUUGCUCUGAGGAAGGCCAGAGAGGCAGAAAUGGAUUCUCUCUUCAAUUUGCAGGGGGCGUUGAGGAAGCGAGAGGGGCAGCUCGAUAAGGGAUUGAAGGAGAUGGUGGAUGAGAAGGAGGCAUUGGAGCAGUUGCUGCAGGUGGUGCUGAUGAAUUCAGAAUGUAAUUUGAGUAAAGAAUGCGUGAAUAUUUAUGCCAUUCAUGAAUGGUUAGUUCUACAAGCACAUACUACAUUCUGAGAAAAAGUUCUAUCUGAACACAUUUUGAAA